Messenger RNA from Chenopodium quinoa (quinoa), 1509 nucleotides. RefSeq lists its product as uncharacterized. The transcript has a single exon. The coding region runs from base 1 to 1509 and encodes 502 amino acids. Lineage: Eukaryota; Viridiplantae; Streptophyta; Magnoliopsida; Caryophyllales; Amaranthaceae. The record is from RefSeq and is a predicted model, not a curated record.
AUGUCGAUCUGUAGAUACAAUGGAACCACAACACCUAAGAGCCACAUAUCACCUUUUGAGAAUCACAUGGUACUCUACACCAUGACGGACUUAGUUUGGUGUAAAGCAUUCCCGCCAACCCUAGAGGGGCUGGCAGCGGAGUGGUAUAGAGCCAUUCCCAAAUGUUCCGUGUACUCGUAUAACCAGCUGAAGAGAAUGCUCAUUGAGCAUUUCAUAACCCUGGUAGACCGAACUAAGAUGACAACUGAGCUGAUGUCAUUAGUUCAAGGGAAAGACGAACCCCUGAGGGAGUUCAUCUCCAGAUUCAACAAAGAGGCAACAACCAUCCCAAACAUGAGUCAAGAGGUAGCAUUGCUAGCAAUGCAGAGUGGCUUGCUGCCGGGCUUACCAUUCAGAGCGUAUAUCGGGCGUAAAAGCCUCAAAAUGCUAGCUGAAGCGCUGGGUAAAGCGCACGAUUUCAUCAAAGCAUACGAAACUGACAGAGCAAUGUUGAGUAGGAAGACACCGGGCGACUCAGUUAAACGGCCAGAGGUCACCCGGGUAGAGAACAAUCCCAGGGUUGACCAGCCGAGCAGGGCCGAGCAAAGUCGCAGAGAAGUGGAUAGAGCAGUGGGGUUGAGAAGGUCAGAUCCAAAGAAAGGGCCAAGAGCUGGAAGGUUCGACCAGUAUACCCCGCUAACCCACUCAAAAUCUCAUAUCUUUAAAGUGAACAAAGCUGAUGAUAAGUGGCAGAGACCUCCAAGGAUGGUCAAUAGGAACCGUGAUACCAACAAGUGGUGUGACUUUCACAGAGACCAUGGCCACACCACUGAUGAAUGCACACACCUGAAGGAUAACAUAGAAGAUCUAGUUAGGAGAGGGUACCUAAAUCAGUUUAAGCAGCGCGACGACCCUCCCAGAAGAAGGGACGAGGAUAGAGCAGGUCGCGCUGACCGCAGAAGGGGCCAUAGGGGUCCCGUUGGGGAUGGGGACAGAGAUGGUAAGCCAGAGGGCAGAGUAUAUGUGAUCAGUGGAGGUCUAGUGCAUGGAGGAACAGUGAACAAAGCACGGGCCGACCUGCGGGUGAUGAUACAUCAGAUAAACUACAAUGAGAAGCGUAGAUGGCCACCUCUUCCCCCGCAGCCGCGAGCCACGUUUGACGAGUAUGACCAGGAAGGCAUAACUUACCCUCAUGAUGAUCCACUGGUAGUGACAAUGAGAAUUGCGAACUGGGAGGUGGAAAGGAUAUUGAUAGAUGGAGGCAGCUUAGCCAACAUCAUAUACAUCAGCGCGUUCAACGAGCUGAAGUUGGACAAGAAGGAUCUGAAAAGGGUGAGUUACGAAGUCACUGGGUUUAAUGGAUCAUGGCUGACCCCGGAAGGUAUAAUCGAGCUCUUAGUUCAAGUGGGGGAGAGGUCAAAAAGGCGUGAUGUUCAAGCAGAAUUCCUUGUGAUAAAUUCUCCUUCGCCCUAUAAUGUGAUCAUGGGCAGACCGCUCAUUCACAAGAUAGGCGGAGUGGUAUCCACCUAA